Salmo salar (Atlantic salmon) is the source of this 3801-nucleotide messenger RNA. RefSeq names its product ST8 alpha-N-acetyl-neuraminide alpha-2,8-sialyltransferase 5 (gene st8sia5). The record is from RefSeq and is a predicted model, not a curated record. Gene Ontology annotation, biological process: oligosaccharide metabolic process; N-glycan processing. NCBI's taxonomy places the organism in Eukaryota, Metazoa, Chordata, Actinopteri, Salmoniformes, Salmonidae. Gene Ontology annotation, molecular function: alpha-N-acetylneuraminate alpha-2,8-sialyltransferase activity.
GAAAAGAAAGACUUCCAUCCAUCUGCAUUGCCUGCCAUUGUCUGUCCAGCCUCUCGAUCGAGCGCACCUCCCACUCGAGAGGUUAUCGCCCUGAUCUCAAAGAAAUGUCAGGCAUUUUUGACGAAACAUUUCAUGUUUUGUGUACCAUCAGCCUUAAAAAUACCAGAAGUACAAUUUAUAACCAAAUCACUUUCCGUCCGGAAUCGUAGCCUAUAGUUCUAUGAUUUAUAUAGGCCAAUGAGAUCAAUGCUGUGACCGCAGCGAAGGGUAGGCUAGCAAACAUAUCAUAAAGACAUUUGGACAAUGUCCUCACGAAUGCUUUCACGAUAAACCUGUGUGAUUGAUUCUGAAUGCUGCGGCGAGAGAAGGCUAAUUCUGGAGUUUUGGGCACCAGCGGAUGCUGCGCCGAAGAAUGGGAUACUCCGACCCUACGUCGGGUAGAGAUUUACUCGGCAAUAGGUCGCUUUGUUUUAUAUUCAUUUGCGCAUUUGGACUGGUUACACUUUUACAACAGAUUCUUUAUGGCAAAAACUACAUUAAAAGUGCGCAACAGUUUAGCCGACUCAAAGGAGACGAGACAGGAAAUUGGACCGGCCCUGUUAAUUUCUCGGAUGAUGGAUCUCUGAAGCCUGCCAGAAAUGGGAAGAAAAGAUGUUUCCGUCAGAAUUUUCAGCCAGAUUCACAGAGCUCCGUAAUAGUCACACCCUGCCUAGCCGAUAUUAAGAAGAAAAAAAAACGCUCGCAAAGGUAUCUGGAUUCAUACGAUGGAUCCUAUGACUACAACUCCACUGCAUGUAAAGAGCUCAGACAGGAGAUUAUGGAUGUCAAAGUCCUGACCAUGGUGAAGACGUCGGAGCUGUUUGAGAGAUGGAGGAACCUGCAGGUGUGCAAGUGGCAGCAGAACAUGGUGGAGACUAACAACUUCAAGAUGUCUCUGUCGCGUUGCUGUAAUGCACCCUCCUUCUUGUUCACCACCAAGAGGAACACCCCAGCAGGCACCAAGCUGAGGUAUGAGGUGGACACCAGUGGCAUCCUGCCCAUCACUACUGAGGUCUUCAAGAUGUUCCCCGAUGACAUGCCGUACUCCAAGUCCCAGUUCAAGAAAUGUGCUGUUGUUGGAAACGGAGGAAUCAUCAAGAACAGCAAAUGUGGGAAGGAAAUUGACUCAGCAGAUUUUGUGUUUAGAUGCAACAUACCACCCAUCAACAAGAAGUAUUCGGCUGAUGUAGGCUCCAAAACGGAUCUGGUGACGAUUAAUCCAAGUAUUAUAACAGAGAGGUUCCAGAAGCUAGAGAAGUGGCGGAGGCCAUUUUAUGAGGUUCUUCAGAACUAUGAGAACUCGUCGGUGGUCCUACCCGCCUUCUACAACACGCGUAACACUGAUGUCUCCUUCCGAGUAAAGUACAUGUUAGACGACUUUGACUCCCAGAGGGGCGUGUUCUUCUUCCAUCCUCAGUACCUGCUCAACGUGCAGCGCUUCUGGGGUGUCCAGGGUGUCCGUGCCAAACGCCUCAGCAGCGGCCUGAUGCUGGUCACCGCCGCCAUGGAACUGUGCGAGGAGGUCCACCUCUACGGCUUCUGGGCGUUUCCCAUGAACCCCUCAGGCAUCUUCAUCACGCACCAUUACUACGACAACGUCAAGCCCCGCCCCGGGUUCCACGCUAUGCCCCACGAGAUCUUUAACUUCCUGCACAUGCACACGCGAGGCAUCCUCCAUGUACACUCGGGAGCCUGCACGUGAUUGUGAACCGGAGUCACGCCCACACCGCAAUGUAUCGUGGGGAGUCACCAUUUACCCCUGUUUUUGUCUGUUGUACAUUUUUCAUAUCUUAAUUGAAAGGUACAAUGUUUUCUUUCUUACAGUUGACAAGAGAGCCUUUUACACUCACACCGUAUAUCUGGGCUCUCUACAGUAGCUCCAUGAAUCGGAGGUUGCUUGCUUUAAUGCAAACACUGUCUACUUAAUGUGUUUCUUACUCUCUUGCUGAAUAAGCAACUCCAACGACCGCCGGUAUUUCUGAUUCUGUUAAUGUAGGUUGCUUGUUUUAAUGUAAAGUGGUCUUUCCUAGUGGUGUCGUUUCUGUGAAAUCUUAGUGGCUCGGUGGUACUACUGCUGUACAGAGAUGUUGGUUUGAACUCAACGUUGCACAAGUAUUUACACUGAAAUAGGGCCACUCUGUGUGUCCCUCACCUCCUCCUGUACCUUGUCUUUGCCAAUUCCUGUGUUAUGAUUCCCACCCACCUAUGUGCUCUCUUUCUCAGACACUGUGGUUGAGGCAGCUUUUAUGUAUGUCUGUGUAAAAAGCCUGAACACUAUUGAUGUUGUAGCAAAUCCAAAAUAUAUCUUCAAAGAUCCAACAGUUCAACUUUCUGUUGUCCAGCUACAUUAACCUGUUUUACAUGGGUAAAUAUUUCAUAUAAAACACUGUUAACACUCCUGACCAGAGAUUACCUUUUUCACAGGUCCACUUUCUUCUGUAUAACUAACUUGCCAAACACUAGAAGAUAUCCUUGGAUAUUAUUGGUGAAAUGGUGGUGUUUUAAUUGCUCGCUGUUUUUGGACAAAGGCCAGAUGAUUAAUAUUUUAUAAUCUCCACCACCAUAGUAAAAUCUCUGACCUCCAGAACAGACAGUCCUAGUCACGCUGCAUGGCCAGGAGUGUUUCCUCACCUUGGGACCUGACUGGGAACACUCUAGGUCCUAGUUGUAGCCUAUAUUAUGUUAUAUCCUGUAACUAGGGCUUGGAGGUUUUCCUGGUCAGGUCACAGUCAGAGAAAAACACCCUGGCCCUAGUUAUUGGGCACUGUUGAGCAAUCUGAUUUGUCGCUGUCAUUCAUGUCUUAAAACCACGCUGCCUUACGAUAUAACUGUACAAAUCCUCUCUCAGAUAUGCAAUUCCCUCCUGCAUCACUUAUCUAACGGAUGAUCGUAUCAAACAAACUCUUGGUCUUACUGUCUGCUGACUCAGCGUAACCUCAUUAAGAAAAGGGUCACUUCUGCUGUUGAAAUGAUGUAAUAUUCUAUAAUUACUGUAAAAUAGAAUUCCAUUUGCAUACUCGUGAUGCUGUGCAUGAUGAUACUCUAUUAUUUGCUUUGUGUGUGCCUGCAACCACCACUGAAAUAUGUUUACAAUGAUCAGCUUCUGCUAAAGCUCCCAGUGCACUGCGAGAGAUGGAACCUUUACAUCACCGAACCUUGAAUAGAUUUUAAAAGAGAAUUGAGUGAUGGAUGCACUUUUUCAGACGAUGGAAAGGAAUGACUAUUAUCUCCCCGUUUAGAAAUAAGAUCAUUUUGUCACUGCAUCGUGUCAUUUUCCCUUUGUGACAAUGUUGUACCCUUGAAAGCAUUGUGGAUCUCGGCCUUGGAAUGCUGUAUGUUUCUAUUAGUAUUUAUUGUGUUUAACUGUGACAGAGUAGAGGAACGUUGCUGACUGAACUGAAAACAUAGGAUCAUUCUUCUGUACAUGCAAUGCCCCAAAUUACCAUGAUAUUUAAAAGACAUAACUCCUAAAAAAGAAAAUGUGGACGAUUGUUUCUUUCACAUGUAACUCAGUCACACAGAUUGUGUGUAAAAGACAAAAUGCACAAGGUCAAUUUAUUCAAUCUGUAUGAGCACAUUAAACAUUUUUAGUUUGACUCAGAAUCACAAAAUAUCAUACAUUUUAAAGAGUAAAAAAGAACUAAGUAAAGAAUUGGUCUGAAAAUGAAUGGAUAGAAUUAAUACAGCUCGAACAGUGAUACGAAACCUAUAUUCUGGAUCAUUCUUUAUAUUGUGUCUGUAAAUAAACUUGUUUGGCUUUUC